Molecule: messenger RNA, 2246 nt
Organism: Paramacrobiotus metropolitanus
Lineage: Eukaryota; Metazoa; Tardigrada; Eutardigrada; Parachela; Macrobiotidae
Product: atrial natriuretic peptide-converting enzyme-like
Exons: 9
Coding region: 321-2246 (641 amino acids)
Biological process (GO): proteolysis
Cellular component (GO): plasma membrane
Molecular function (GO): serine-type endopeptidase activity; protein binding
Source: RefSeq, a predicted model, not a curated record
UAUAGGAGUACUGGAUUAGUAAGGGCCAUUGCCAAGAACGGUCAUCGGUCGUUUACAGGUUUUCUAUUUAUCAUAUCCUUGAUUUCUUAAAUGAUAAAAAAAAUUAAUGAUGAUGCAAUAAAUCUCGACCCGACUGCAUACCUUGGUUCGCUUAACCGAGAUGUUCAAACAGCAUUUUCUUCCCUAUUCAUAUUUCUACGUGAUCCAGAUGUCCCACCCGAAUAUCCUAGUGUUACUGAUGCAUUAAAGCACCGAUACCAAAAUCAUUUCGACUACACGUAUGUGGCAGAAGAGGACUAUACAAAGUGAAUCCAUUUGCCAUGGCCUACUAUUACGUCGUUGCCAUUCUUGCCCAGGUAUUAAGGAUUUCCGCAACUGCCGCUGCGGAAACUGUCCCCGCCGUUACAGAUAACUCGACAAUGACUUUUGCUAGUACGGUAGCAUCCCAGCCAUUAUUAACGGUGAACACAGCCGUUCCUAACAUAUUGCCGAGUGUGUCAGCUAUUCCGCCACCUGCUUCUGUCAUCAGAGCCGUUGCGCACUGUUACAGUGACGAAUUUCUUUGCCGAAAGGAGAACCGUUGUGUGCCGCACUUGGUGGUAUGCAACGGUGUGCAGGAGUGCCAGGAUGGCUCCGAUGAGGCCAACUGCACCGACUGCCUUCCCAACUUCCGCUGCUGGUCAGGAGCAUGUGUUCCCUCUGGGCUUGUGUGCGAUGGUGUAGAAGACUGCAGCGAUGGAUCCGAUGAGCGCGACUGUUCACAAAGCGUCUGCCACGCGGCGGGAAUGUUCAAAUGUGUUACGGGAUACUGUCUGGAAAACGAUAACCGCUGUGAUGGAGUAGGCGACUGCUUUGUCAUGGGCUUGCCAGUUGACGAGUUAAACUGCAUUGAAACGGAUAACACUUGUACUAGUCCCAAUCAAUUUACCUGCCAUCAGAGCCUACGGUGUAUUCCACUGCACUGGAGGUGCAAUGGACGAAUUGACUGUCUCAGUCAUGAGGACGAAAUUAACUGUCAGUGCGAUGCCGGAAAGUUUUCUUGUAAAGGUGGUGGCGGUUGCAUUGAUGCGAGAUUGCGCUGCAACGGAGUGGCGGACUGCCCUGAUGGAUACAGCGAUGAAAAAGACUGCUUCCAGCUACAAUACUCUGGAUUAGUGCAGGCACGAAUGCUGGAUACCGAAUGGCACACUCUCUGCACCCACGGAUGGAAUCUUCGAGCGGCUAAUAAAAUUUGCCAACAACUUGGAUACCGACCGGCCGUGGCAGUGUUCGCUCUUCCCGCUCCAGCCACCGAAACCGGCAACACUUUCUCGAUGAAACCGGACUUCAAUGCGACGCUGCCCGUGCUGCAGCAGCUUCUCAUCUCCUCACCUGACACCUGCUCCGAUCCCACUUCCCGAGCCGGAAUUACAUGCGAGAGGCUCCGGUGCCAAAUCGCCAGUGAUCCCGGUGUCGGCAAUCAGCUCAAAUUGCAGUCGGCUAUUGUGAAGAUUAUGUUCGACGGUGAUGCAUUCACGGUGUGCAAUGGAUACCUGGUGGCACCAAUCUGGAUUCUGACGUCGGCCAGCUGUUUGCAAAAUAGACCGGCCAGCACAAUAAAAUUGACCUUUUAUGCCAACUCUUUCCACACCAGCGUGAGCGCGGUGUUUUUCCAUCCUAACCAUCUGACUGUGCGCAUGCUGCAUAAUUACGAUUUUACUCUGUUGAAACUGGCUAGCGUAGUCCCGGCCAACUUGGUUCCCAUUUGUUUGCCGUCCAGUGCUAUUCCGUCCUUGUGCAAACUGGUGAAGCUUUACGAUAACAGUACCGUGGUGGCAUCACAGCUGCAGCGCGCGGCCGAUAUCGAUUGUAAUUCGAGGCGGAAUUUUGUCGGACUGGUCAGCGGAAGUAUGGAGUGCUGGCGGAGCUCGCUGUCUGUGUGUGACGAGGACGCCGUGUCGCCGAUGAUCUGCCAAAGCACACUGGGUGCAUGGGAAAUCCGCGGCUUCCUCAGCUACCAGCACAAAUGCGGCAACUUCAGCCCCAAACCCCUGGUCUUUGCCAAUCUGACCUACGCCGUCGACUGGAUGCGGGAUCUCAUCGGACCGGCGCUGUCCACUGUGGCGCGCACCAAUGAAUCGGUAUUCUAUGCCUACAAGGAACCCUUUUCGUUUGAAUCCCAUACUGCAGUCAAUACGACCGCCCAUGAGCUGCCGACUACCAGUACACCGCUGCGACGACUGUCCCGACGACCGUGGCAUCAAUAA